AUGAGCAACUUCUUCCGCCCAAACAGCAACAGGCAGGAUCCAGAGGCAAAUCUUCCCCCCUUUGACGCUCGUCGCGCAAAUCCACCCCCUUACACGCGGUACGACGUGCACCAGCCCCCUCGGCCUCCCAUGCCCGCAGCUCUCCCCCUCCAUGGGCCGUACGGUUCCGGAGGCUAUCGCCAGCCCUCGCCCGACUAUCGUCCCGACCCCUCCCUCUCCGGAGGAUACGCGAGCGACUCGUCCCACGUCUCCUCAGCCAGCGGCGCGUCCUACGCGUCCUACGCGUCCUACGCCACAGCGACGUCGGCCCGGUCGGGCUUCAGUUCGAGCGCGAGCUAUCCCCGGGCGUAUGUGUCUCCGCCAUAUGUCGUGGGCACGGGGGCGAGUAUGGCCAAUGUGUCCUACUCUUCGCACGACUCCCACCACCCUCCCUCCGCUUCCACUCCAGUGCGUAACCCCAGAGCGUGCACGCACCAGUCCUGCCCUGGCUCCGUGUGCCAGAGUAACCACACCUACGACCCGGCCGCUGCACAGCGCUUCCUUGCUUCCAACUACGCCCCCGUGCCACGCGAGCAGGAGUCUUGGGGUCAGAGAAGGGAGCGCGAGUCGCGCAAUGCCGCCUGGACGGCUAAUAUGAGGAUGGAUGCCGGGGGGUAUGCGCAGUAUGAUUGGAAGGACCAUGCCGGGCCCGCACAGAGGCAUGAGUGGCAUCAGCAUACUGCUGAAUGCUCUGAGAGCUGUGCGAAAAGCUUGGAUAGGAGGGAGGGGGUGAAGGAGAGGGAGUGGAUCAGGUAUGGACAGGGGGGUGGGCGUCGCUGA
This is a messenger RNA of Trichosporon asahii var. asahii CBS 2479, 819 nucleotides long. RefSeq lists its product as uncharacterized. The record is from RefSeq and is a predicted model, not a curated record. NCBI's taxonomy places the organism in Eukaryota, Fungi, Basidiomycota, Tremellomycetes, Trichosporonales, Trichosporonaceae. Bases 1 to 819 code for a protein of 272 amino acids. The transcript has a single exon.